GGCGAUUCGAUUUACGACACCUACGUGCUUUUUGCUUAGCAAUUUUUGAUGCACUUAUCUUGGCGCACGCAUGUUAUGUCUCGUGUUACCUUAAAGUUCGGCCAAAAAGAUCCUUAUUUGGAAAAAAAAACUGAAUCCGCCACUGCAGUUAAAAGUAUAAAAGUGAUUGAUUGAAACAUCUGCACCUGCUUUUAUAACAUAUUCUUAAUAAUACAUAAUGUCUACCAAAAUUACAAUCUCUGAACUUGAUCUUGCGUAUUUUCAUUAUAUACCCAAUCGUCCGGCCUGCUACGUCGGCAUAGCUGUCUUCUCUAUUCUGUUUAUCUUGCUAAAUAUUCGUGUCUUAACGUCGGGAUACCGGUGGUAUGUAUAUCUGCUACCACUCACUGCAGCUGCCGAAGUCGUUGGGUUUGCUCUUCGUUACAUCUGCUCUAAAAAUCCUACUACAGACGUCUUCACCGCAAUGUCUAUUCUUCUAUUGAUUUCUGCAAACAUAAUGGCAUUGGUGAAUUACAAAGCGGUUGGAGAUGUCAUCCAAUUAUCCGGCGUAGAAACAAGAUAUUAUGUAAUAGGACCCGACUUUGCAAGGAAUUUUUACAAAACAAAUUUGGUCGCAUCCAUUUUACAAGCUGUUGGUGGUGGUUUGCAAGCUCCAUCUGGUUCAAGAUCGACUGGAUCUACUCUAACAAUUGUGGGUAUCACUAUUCAACUAGUAUUUUUUGCAAUCUUUCUUGUUAGUGUUCAUUAUGUCAAUACCUGCCCUGACUAUCGCUUACAUUACAAUGGCCAAAAUCAUAAAAGAAGUGUGAUGCGGGUGAUGUAUAUCACAAUGGCGCUGCUUUUUGUUCGCUCACUUUAUCGAUUAGCAAACUAUGUUAUUGUUUAUAAUAACCUCGGUGAAGUUCAUGAGUGGACGUUCUAUGUCUUUGAUGCUCUCCUAAUUGCCGUGUGCUUCUUGAUCCAUUGCAUCUGGUUUAUUGGGCAUUACAUACCUCGUGGUACAUUAGAUAUUGAGGGAAAAGGUCCAGAUGCUAUCUAUAUAACAAGGAAUAACGUGUAACAACAAAAUCACCCAUCAGGCCUAUAUUAUUAGAAAACAAGAAUGACCUACCCGCGGUUAUAAUGUUUGAUAUCUCAGCCUAUAUUACUAACUGAUACUUUUAAUGAACUACUAAAUGUGUGUGUAGAAAUCAUAGAUUAAAUUUUUUACAUUAAAUAAACAAUAUUGCUACCUAUACUCAUUGUUGAAUUUUUUUUAAGCAUUCAUUCAUUGUUUAUGACCUCAAAUAAAUUGGAUGGUAUGAACUAUCCGAAAUCAUUCUUCAAUACCGUAUUGAAACAUUAUUUCAAGCAGCUUCAGGAAACAAACGUCACAACAAUAAUUCUUUUUUCUUGCACCCCCCUCAACAAUUUCUGACACAAAGUUCUUCCAAAAGCACGAAUGUUCAAGCAAUGUAAUAAACCACAGUUAAAUUCAUUACCUAA
This is a messenger RNA of Mucor mucedo, 1485 nucleotides long. Its product is annotated as RTA1 like protein-domain-containing protein. Gene Ontology annotation, cellular component: membrane. NCBI's taxonomy places the organism in Eukaryota, Fungi, Mucoromycota, Mucoromycetes, Mucorales, Mucoraceae. The transcript has a single exon. The record is from RefSeq and is a predicted model, not a curated record. The coding region runs from base 218 to 1060 and encodes 280 amino acids.